Messenger RNA from Astrephomene gubernaculifera, 1371 nucleotides. Lineage: Eukaryota; Viridiplantae; Chlorophyta; Chlorophyceae; Chlamydomonadales; Astrephomenaceae. The record is from the annotation of a GenBank genome assembly.
AGCAAAGCCUUGAUGCGGUAUAGUGUUGGUAGCUGCGGGAAAGGGGUUUCUGGGACGGGGUUGGAUAGGCAAGGAGGAGCAGGUGGGGCAGCGCGCGUGAUAAUGACGCCGUGAUUAUACGCGUGGGGAUAGUGACCUGUGUGCUGAUGUGUGGGGAUUCUUUCUCUUGCAGUCGGCGAGAGCUGAAUGCAGGUUCGCAACAGCACUGCUAAGGCAGGAUAGUAAGUGUUUGAAUGCUACGGGUUGUUUGGAUGCUGCUUGCUUUUUUGUUGGGUGGGCGGGGCUUCUUGCUCGGUCGCUCCGAAACCUCAACGAUAGGACGUUUCGUGCCUUGUCGUGUUAUAGUUAGUAUGUAUUGGUGGUCAUGUGAUGACCGCAAAGCCUAGGCAGUGACGUCGCGACUAGUCGCAACUUAGCAUCAUGGUGCGCGGCGGCGGGAAGGAACCGCCAUACCAGCGCUGGCUGAAUAAUUACGAAAUAGCUAGCUCUUGGAUUGCGAAGCACGACGUCGAACGUGCGGUGGAGGCUAAUGGUGGUCUGGUCCGCAUUAAAAACUUCCUGCCUGAGCAUGUUGCGGAAGGAAUCCUCAAAACCCUUGAGGGUGUGCCGGACGAGAACUGGAACGACACAUCUGCGACAACCGAUUACCGUCAGAACAACAUCAGCCACAGCUUCUCCAGCGUAAAGCACGCCAAGGGGCUGCAAUCCAUCGUGCGCUUCUUCUCCUUAGUCCGCCCCGGGGCCCUCCACGCUUUCUCAGCGGCCAAGUACGUCAAGUCUGACCACAUCGCACCCCACGAUGACCGAGCUUACACACAGGUCCAGCUGGACACCGGCCGCAUCAUCACCACCUCCCGCUCCCUGGCCGUCAUCUACUACCUGACCCGCGACUGGCGCGAGGAGUACGGCGGAGUGCUGGUGGACCUGGAGGCCCCCGCCGCGCCGCCCAGGGUGGGCGCGCGCUACGUGCCGAUGUGGAACAGCGUGGUGGCGUUCCGGGUGCCUCGCUACCAUGCGGUCACGGAGAUGACCACCGAGCGGCCCAGAUACUCGAUCUUCGGCUGGUUCCUGGAGCCCGGCAAGCUCUACCCGCUGUACCGCGGAGACGAGGACUCGCAGGGAGGGGGGCAGCAGCAGCAGCAGCUGAAAGAGCAGCAACAGCUGAGAGAGCAGCAACAGCAGCGCAAGCGCAAGGCCCUUCCACAGCCCCAGGAGCCCCAGUCGGCAGCCCCCACAGCCCCAUCCGACUCGCAGGGCGGGCCUCAGCCCCCGGCUGCAGCGCAACAAAGGGAGCACCCGCGGCAGCAGCGGCAGCCGGGGGGUGCAGCGAGCGGAGGGGGGCGGCAGGCACCUUCUGCGGUGGGGGCGGAG